AAGUUCCGACUAUAAAUAGUUAAUGAACCUUUCGCUUUAGGAUCAGUACGAACGUUGAAGUGUCCUCAACAUGAAUCCUUACAUCCGAUCACUGACAGGGCUAGUAGUGGUGAUGCUCAUUGGCAUCUCCCAGCAAGUGCAGGCGCUCACCGGAUUCAUAGGUUCCGAGCAAAGUUACUAUUUUGGAACCAGACUCGAUGCUGCUAAUAAUUGUUUCGAACAGCAACUGCACAAAGGUACCGCACUACCUACCACCGUUUCCUUUAUGAAUACUCCAGAUAUUUCCUUUAUAGCAGUAUCCGCGGAUAAAUAUUCAAAAAUAGGUUUUCAAGCAAAUAUGAAAACUGCUGCUCUUCCACAACCAGCGGUUACCCUGCAAUUAGAUGGACCCGUUAUUUUACCCUAUAACGUACUCAUUCAGAUGUGGUGUUGA
Molecule: messenger RNA, 433 nt
Organism: Ochlerotatus camptorhynchus
Lineage: Eukaryota; Metazoa; Arthropoda; Insecta; Diptera; Culicidae
Exons: 2
Coding region: 71-433 (120 amino acids)
Source: RefSeq, a predicted model, not a curated record